GCGAGGCUGAUCCCGCCCGGCCAGGGUUGGCUUAACGGAGGGGUGUCCACGACCCCGAUGCCUUGAACCACGGCGGAACGCUGUGAAAAGUCAGAGUGACCAUUUAAAAACGAGACGUAGGACGCUCAAUUAAAGAAUAACCACGGGACGCCUUUUAGUUGUCAAGUGCCGGGGAUAAAAGAUGAAUGAGGACCUAUCUUGACUAAAGGAGUCUGGUAGCUGGAGAUAUACGGGCUGAGCACGUCGUCACAUCCUGGCUACCAGCAAAUCUAUUGGUUUUACCUCCAAAAUAUGUCUUGACUUUGCUUCUUUACCACCACCCUGGUCUAAGCCCCUAUCAUCUCCUACUUGGAUCAAGGCCCUCAGUCUUCUGGGAGAGAGUGUGAAGAUGCUGAAAGAGCGUCCAGGGAUGGCGGAAGACCCUCAGCUGCAAAUGGGUGUGCGGGCGGUCAAACUAGAGAAAGAGUUGCCGUGGGGCAGGGCAAGGGAGGACCCCAGUCCCGAGACUUUUCGUCUGCGAUUUCGGCAGUUCCGCUACCAGGAGGCGGCAGGUCCCCAGGAGGCCCUCAGGGAACUCCAGGAGCUCUGUCGCCGGUGGCUGAGGCCCGAGCUGCACACCAAGGAGCAGAUCCUGGAGCUGCUGGUGCUGGAGCAGUUCUUGACCAUCCUGCCCCGGGAGUUCUACGCCUGGAUUCAGGAGCAUGGCCUGGAGAGCGGCAGGGCCCUGGUGGGCAUGGUGGAGGACCUCACAGAGAGAGCCCUGGAGGCCAAGGCGGUUCCGUGCCACGUGCAGGGAGAGCAGGAGGAGACGGCGCUUUGCAGAGGCCCUUGGGAAGCAGGCGUCCACCUGGGGCCUGUGGAAGUCAAGCCUGAGUGGGGGAUGCCCCAUGGGGAAGGCGUUCAAGGUCUAGACCAAGGCGCUGAGGAGCAGCUCAGCCAGGACCCUGGAGGUGGGACGCAGGCCUUCCAGGAGCAGGCUCUGCCGGUUCUUCAGGCUGGUCCUGGCCUCCCUGCAGUGAACACCAGAGACCAAGAGAUGGCAGCUGGGUUCCUUACAGCCGGACCCCAGGGGUUGGGCUCAUUUAAAGAUAUAGCCCUGGCUUUCCCCGAGGAGGAGUGGAGGCACGUGGCCCCAGCCCAGAUAGACUGCUUUGGGGAAUACGUGGAGCCCCAGGACUGCAGGGUCUCACUUCCAGGCACUGGGAGCAAGGGGAAGGAGGCAAGGACCCAGCAGGCAGACCUCAAGGGGCCGCUUACUCCGGUGUCGUCAGAGAGGUUUGAGGAAGCCGUGGUCCAUGGCCCCGAGCUUGGAAGGACCUGUGAGCAGGAGGCCGGGAGCUCGGCGGGAAACAUCCCGGGGCCGCCUCCUCCCCAGCACGGCGUCGUCCCCCUGCCUGGUGACCUCAAGACCCACAGCUCCUUCUGGAAGCCUUUCCAGUGCCCUGAGUGUGGAAAAGGCUUCAGUCGGAGCUCCAAUCUGGUCAGACACCAGCGGACCCACGAAGAAGAGAAGGCCUAUGGCUGCGUUGAGUGUGGGAAGGGGUUCACCCUGCGGGAGUACCUCAUGAAGCACCAGAGGACCCACCUGGGGAAGCGGCCCUACGUGUGCAGCGAGUGCUGGAAGGCCUUCAGCCAGAGGCACCACCUGGAGGUCCACCGGAGGAGCCACACCGGGGAGAAGCCCUACACGUGCGGGGACUGCUGGAGGAGCUUCAGCCGCAGGCAGCACCUUCAGGUGCAUCGGAGGACGCACACCGGGGAGAAGCCCUACACCUGUGAGUGCGGCAAGAGCUUCAGCAGGAAUGCCAACCUGGCCGUGCACCGGCGGGCCCACACCGGGGAGAAGCCCUAUGGCUGCCAGGUGUGCGGGAAGCGCUUCAGUAAGGGCGAGCGGCUGGUCAGACACCAGAGGAUCCACACCGGGGAGAAGCCCUACCGCUGCCCUGCCUGUGGGCGGAGCUUCAACCAGAGGUCCAUCCUCAACCGGCACCAGAAGACCCAGCAUCGCCAGGAGAGCCCGGUGCAGUGAGGAGGAGGCGGGUCCUUCCAGGACCGCCGGGCCGGGGGAGAGCUCGCUGGAGGACGCGCUCACCUUCACUCACUGCAGGGCGGCGGGUGUCCAGCAGCGACGGGUGCAGAAAGGCACUUUGACCCCUUUCCCUCCCACUCACUCUUAAAUGUAGGGAAAGGGCAAGGCCUGGCUUACGUGAGUUGCCAGAGGGCACAGCGUCUCAUGGCUCCUACCCAAGUGGUGCUAACACUCUCUCACCAUCUCUUGGGGAAGCGAGAUCCCGAGUUUCGGUCCAGGUUGGGGUUCCCCUCCUUCAGUGGAUGUUCACAUCCACCUCCUGAGCAAGUCCGGUUGUCAAGGCGAAAUCUUGUCCCACGUCGGCAGCUUGAACCUCGUUUUUCUGAGGGCUGUUAUCUUUGCAAGAUCAUUAGCUCAGACUCUGUCUCCCUGCGCCCCACGCUGUCCCAUUUAACAAGUAUUUACUGCACACCUACUGUGCGCCUGGCGCUGGGAGCACAGCGAACGAGACAGAUGAGACCUCGUUCCCGGAGCUGGUGGUUGGGCGCCGGACGCACCCUCGAGGCCGGUAAUGACCCGGAGUGCCGACCUUUCCCUCUGCAGUUGGAGUCGCUCAGGCAGCCUGGGUCAUUUUACUUUAUUCUUCGCCCCCUUUGUCUCUGUAGUAUCCUACCCUCACCUGUCGUCUCCCCCUUCCUCUGUUCCUGGUACAGUAAUACCAGUCCAUGCAUCUGUUAGAAGAUUAAUAUUUUGCUGUUGAUCACUGAAUAAACGUGAGAGUAUUUUACAAAAA
Molecule: messenger RNA, 2822 nt
Organism: Camelus dromedarius (Arabian camel)
Lineage: Eukaryota; Metazoa; Chordata; Mammalia; Artiodactyla; Camelidae
Gene: ZSCAN25
Product: zinc finger and SCAN domain containing 25
Exons: 7
Coding region: 389-2029 (546 amino acids)
Biological process (GO): regulation of transcription by RNA polymerase II
Cellular component (GO): nucleus
Molecular function (GO): RNA polymerase II cis-regulatory region sequence-specific DNA binding; DNA-binding transcription factor activity, RNA polymerase II-specific
Source: RefSeq, a predicted model, not a curated record